Molecule: messenger RNA, 4008 nt
Organism: Homalodisca vitripennis (glassy-winged sharpshooter)
Lineage: Eukaryota; Metazoa; Arthropoda; Insecta; Hemiptera; Cicadellidae
Exons: 6
Coding region: 186-1103 (305 amino acids)
Cellular component (GO): mitochondrion
Source: RefSeq, a predicted model, not a curated record
GGUCACUCUUGUUCCCUCAUUCUGUUCUGUCAGAUGCGAACGAAGACGACAGCGUAAACUCGAAAGUGUAAUUUGUAGACUAAAUUUUGUGAAUUGAAUUUUUGUGAUGUGUGUUUAUUUAUUCGCGAGGUAACUGUACUUUACUUAAUUCUUGACUUACGCCAACUGUGUAUCAUAAGAUUAAUAUGGCAGCUUUGAAACCAAUCAUACGAGGAUCAAUUAGUUUACAUAGUAUGAGUAAUGCCUUUUUAAAUUGUAGUGUGUCAUCUUUAUUUGUAAACUUGCCAACUUACAGUUUGUUCAAUAGAAGCUUAUUAAAUAAACAUGUUGGAGUGUUAGGUCAUACAGUACUCAAUAGGAACAGUUUGUCAAGUUUAACAGCGGCUACAACAGAAGAGACAGAAGCUGAUGUCGCCUCAACCCCUAAACUCACUAAAGAGACGGCCAACUCCUUGGUCAUGAAAUUAACAACCGAUGAAAGAACGACUCUUCUGAACACUCUUCAAGAAUUUGAAUCUGAACAGUUAAAAGCUGAGUACAAAGGUCAGUUGGCAGCCUUCAGAUGGAGGACCAAACUGGGUCGUCCUAGCAAAGUUCCGGGGCUGGGAGAUGUCGAUCCGACAGGUUCUUACUGCCCUGUCCCAGAGGACUGGCUCCUCAAGAAAUAUGCGGAAACCGUACCAAAACCAACGGGGCCACAACUGUUCGGAGUUGCUAUUCACAAUGCAGUACCUUUUAUCGGAUUUGGAUUCCUGGAUAAUUUUCUCAUGAUCAUUUGUGGUGAUUACAUUGAACUGACGCUGGGAGCUUUCAUGACUCUGUCCACUAUGGCUGCGGCGGCACUCGGUAACACGUUCUCCGACGUGUUGGGGCUCGGCUGUGCCAGCUAUGUGGAGGCUCUGGCAGCCCGAGUGGGAGUUAAGGCUCCUCCUCUCUCUCCUGUCCAGCUGGACAUGAAGUCUUCCCGCACUUUUGCCAACAUUGGCCGUGGAAUAGGUGUGACGAUUGGCUGCUUGCUAGGAAUGACACCUCUUCUGUUCAUGAAUAAGGAUGACAAAGACAAGGAUAAGGACAAGGAGCCUGCUGUGGUUGCAGAAGUCUAAAUUAAGAAUUGAUUAGGAAUUUCAAGGUCAUCUUACUUUCGCCCAAUACUAAUGGUUUUAGUUUUAAUUGCUAAUAGAACCGAACAAGUUAGGAUACAAAUUUCAAUGAUCGGGGAACAAUCUGAUACAAACUGCACUUGCUUUAGAGUUGAUGUGGUUGCAAUCGUAAAUUAGACAAGAAAUCAAAUAUAAUUAUCCCAUCCACAAUGAUGUAAUACUGUUAGAUAAGAAACGCCUUCUGUUGCACAUCACAAUGUGACUAUUAAAAGACUUAAUUUUAGAGAUGUCUUGUACGGUUCCAAGUGCUUUUAACAUGUAGGUUUUAGGUUAGCUAGUGUUUGUCGCUACAAAAGUUUUUAACGAUUUUAAUGAAACCAGUUGGGACAACUUUUUUAUAUAAUUCAUUGUUCUGGUGGAGAUAUUUCCAUUCUACGGACUGGAUUAUUGUUACAUUUCAAACUAAUUUGAUUUAUAUUAGUACAUGUUAGUACAUCUGAAAAUUUAUUUUAACCAUUUAUUAAAUAUGAAAAACUUUGUUUUGUUGUAAAUUUAAGGUUGAAAAAGUAAAAUGUACUACUUUUUCUUUGUUUUAAAAACAUUUUAUUUUGAAUUUUUAAAUUUACCUCUGAACAGGGUUUGAAAGUAAAGAUAAUUUUGAACUUAUUAAUUAAUUUUAUUUCAUUACAAAUAAAAAUUUGUUGAUUUUUCUUUGUAGAUGAUUCUAAUUAAAUCUCAAAAACAGUAAAUAUAUUUUUAUUCAAAUUUUAACUUGUACAACAUUGUACUAUAGAACUUAUACAACAUUGUACAAGUUAGUUUAGGGUGUUCUACUGAAAUCAUUGCCUCGAGAUGGUUAUAUGUGAAAAUGCUUAUAGUAACUUAUUUAUUUUAUCUCCGAAGCACAAAUUAAUGUUCAGCGCACAUGAAACGGAAGCAUUUCCUGGUUAGUGUAGAAUUUGACCAAUAUUUAACUAUAGAACUAAUGAAUAAAAACAAUUUAACAAGUCAAAAACGUAACUAGUUAGUGUUUAGGCAGCUAGGAGUAGAACGAAACUAGUUUUGGAUGCAUAUCAACUUUAGUGGAUGGCUGUCAAAAACCCAAGUAAAUAUAAUUUCUAAAAUUUUUGUUAAAUAAGGAUGGUGUCAGAAUUCUGUGAGCUCAGUCUGCGGGAUUGAGACCAAGCACUCGGAUAUGGAACGCAAUUCUCCGUUGGAACAAUCACUAUUAAGUGACGUCAGUCUAUUUUUUAGAACCUGUUUUAACGGUUGGUAACCAACUUGUUAAAUUAUUAUGAAUUACAGGUUGAUAAAACAAACCAUUUUAGGAGUUUUCAGAGUAAUUUGCUCUACAUAAUAAAUAGUAAAAUUUAAUGUUACAUUGUUUUAAAUUGUUUUUGAAAUGUCUAUUGUCGUGUUUUGACACUGUCAAAUUAUUUCUUUUGUGAUUUUCCAGAUUUAGAGAUAAGUGAAUCACUAGUGUUAAUUAAAGAGGAAGUUAUCUUUCAAUGGUUGGAUUUGAUCUUAAAUUAAUUAAUCUCUGCUAGUUCCUGGGCAACAUUAGUUAACAGUUUACUAGUAUUUGUCUCCUCUGAUUGAUUGUCUUUUAAUUCCUCUUUUCCGAUCAUUUUAUAGUCGACUGAUUUUCUAUCUUCUCGCAAACUAAUUUUCUUUGUAAUUAUUUAUAACUUUCCUGUGCCAAUGAAAUGGAUCCCUAAGCUAAUACUAACCAACCUAGUCAUAUGUGUUUCAUGUACCGUAGGCUGUUAAAAUCUUGUAUGUUAUUUUUGUAAUAUAUUUUAUGUUUGUUAAGUCUACACGAUUGUACUUAUUUAUUUGUUGCUUACCACACGGUAUGCGUAGUUUAUGUGUUAAAUGACUGUUGCUCCAUGUAUAUUGUAUGACAAUAUUUAGUCUAGAUGUAUUACUGGAUAGUGUUUUUGAUAUUGCAGUUUGCUUACUCCGGUCAUAUUUUUGUUUCUUUCGCCUGGAUUACUGCCCAUUUACAGUUUUUUUUUUUUUACUACACAGUCGGGACAUAAUUUCAGACUGCAGUAACUUGACUAGCUGGUAAUUAUAUUUAGUUAGUUCAUUAGCUGAGCUAUUUACUAACUCAAUAUAAUUUUGACUCACGCUUGUAUACAUUGUAACCCUCAUAAAAGAUAUUUCAAAGUUUAAGUUCACGUUAAAGUGUCUUAAAAUUGUCAAUAAUUUUUCACUCGUUAUGAUCCAAACAACCAAAAGUUUAUGGAAAAAUAGCAAACUUAUACAUAGAGGUAUUUUGAAAAUUGCUAGUAAACCAAUCAAAUUGUAAAACCCCCAACCAUUAAAAUCAAUCUAACAAUGUGUGAAGUGCAAUAUUUGUAAUUAAGUAUAAAUUGGCGUUGUUAACAAUGAAGUGUCCAAGGUUCUAGAACGUUCAAACAGGGGUUUGUUAAAGAUGAAAAUUAUUUUUCUGCAGUCUACAUCAAAAUUCUAGGCUGUUUCUGAAAGAAAACACUAUAUUUAUUGAUUACAGUUUUGAAUGUUUGGUUAGUUUUAAGUUUUAUGAUGGAUAACAACCUCAUUACCUGUUUGUUAUGACAUUUUUCUCAAAACUCACAUUUCUAAAAUUGUUACAGUUUUGUUUUCUUUUGUCAGUAGAUAUCUACGAUAUUAUGUUAAAACGAUUAUUACACAUGUUCAAGUCAUUCUGCGUGAUGAUUGGAAACACUUUUCAUGUGAAACUUCAAGUUCAGAAGCAAUAGUGUCAAUGGUUAUUCAACCACCUGUGCGCAUGAUCCUCUCCAUGUGAUCAACAAUGUCAUUUUUAGUAGAAGAGGAAAGCAGAAGUACUUUCACGAGAUUAUCUUCAAUGAGUAGCCCUCAUGAAAAUUCUUUUGCCUUUUUCAUUGCAUACCCUUCAUUU